CCCUAAACGACUACCAUUUCUUCUCCGCUUGCCAACACCCCCCUCUCCUUUUCUUGGACGCUCCGAGGAACGAGGCGAGGAGGGAAGCAUACGGGUUCCGUACGAUACGUCGUUGGUCCAGAGACGAGCGCGUCGGACUCUUGUAUCAGUAGUGCGCAACAUCGACAAGGUGGAAAAGGGGGAGGGAAGUAAGGAAAAGGCACGACUCAUAAACAAGACAAUCCCGAUAUCGUCUCUGCAAAGGGAAAGAAAGAAAGGGAGAUAGAAGCGGAAACUUAGACGCAAGGCGAGGGUCUCAACAAUGGACGAGCUUCCCAUUGGAGGCGGCGCUGGUGCGUCGGGCGGCAUGGGCGGCCCACCGCCUGCGCAAGAAGACUUUUCGAAGAUGUCCAUCGAAGAGAGACUGGCCUCCAAAAAUUGGAAGGCAAGAGUCUCUGGGUACGAAGAUCUGGCCAAGGCCUUUGAAAAGAGCCCGUCGGAAAAGGACCCCGUGUUCCGGCCAUGGACAAAGAACCCGGACGGAGUCAAGGCAUGGGCGACAGACUCCAAUGCAGUUGCGCAGGAAAAGGCCCUCGAUGUACUCAAGGCCUUUGUGUCGUACGGAGGAAAGGGAGCCGGAGCGACAAGGGAAGUCGUCAUGCCUGCCGUGGUGGAGAAAUGCUUUGGCGCGAUGAGGGCUGGGACAAAGAAGUCGGCUGUCGAGGUGGCGAUGCUGUACGCCGAGAUGGAAGACGCCAUGGGCUGCGAAGGGCUCGUGACUGAUCUGCUGGCUGGGACAGGAGCGAAGCAGCCAAAAGUGGUCGCCUGUGCCGUGGCGACGCUGGCCGAGCUCUUUCGAGAUUUUGGCCCGAGGCAGGUCAGCUUCAAGCUCAUUCUCAAAAAGUUGCCCACGCUGUUUGGUCACUCCGACAAGACGGUCCGAUCAGAGGCGGGGACUCUGGCUCAGGAGUUGCACAAAUGGGUCGGCCCAGCCCUGGAGCCAACGAUUGCGUCGCUGAAAGAGAUCCAGGCAAAAGAGCUUCACGAACAGUUUGCCGAGCUCGACCGGACAGGGCAAAAGCACACCAAGCCGACACGAUUCCUGAUCUCGCAGAAGCCUGCCCAGGAAGAGAUUGCGCCUGCAGGGGCCGACGACGGCAAUGGUGGAGGCGGCGAGUCCGGCCAGGGCGAGGCAGCGGAGGACGACAUUGAUCCCCUCGAAUUCGCCGAGCCCGUCAAUCCGCUCAAGGCGGCCGCCUGGCCCGAGAAUCUCGACGAGAUGCUUGCAAGCAAAAAAUGGCUGGAAAGAAAGGAGGUCCUGGACCAGUGCCUCAAGGUGCUGGAGGGUACGCCAAAGAUGAUUCACACACCACCAAUCGACACAUUCGUCGACGAGCUUGCAGAGAAGGUCAAGAAGGACGCAAAUAUCAACGUCGCCCUCGUCAGCGCCCAGUGCAUUGCUAAGCUUGCAACGGGGUUGCAGGCCAACUUUGCCAAGAACAAAGACAAAGUCCUGCCCCCGCUCCUCGAGAAGCUCAAGGAGCGCAAAGAGGCCGUGGUCAAGGUCUUGAAUGAAGCUCUCGAUGCCGUCUUCCAGACCGUCUCGUUUGGAGAGAUCCUCGAGCAUGUCCUCAACUUUACCAAGCACAAGAACCCCUCGGUAAAGACGGGCACGAUUCAGUACUUGGUCAGAUGCCUGCAGACGACGAGGCAGAUGCCAGCAAAGGCCGACAUCAAGCCCAUUGCCGAUGCUCUCCUCAGCGCCAGUGCCGACGGAUCAGCAGAUGUGCGAGACGCUGGUGCGCAGGGUCUGGGGACGCUGAUGAAGCUUAUCGGAGAGCGGCCAAUGAACCAAUUCAUCGAUGGCCUGGACGAUAUCCGCAAGGCAAAGAUCCAAGAGCAGUUCAAGAUAGCCACAGUCAAGGUUAAGGCAGGAGGAGCAGCGCCCGCUCGGUCGGCUGCUCCGCCCCCGGCUGCCUCCAGUGCUCCCAAGCCCAAGCCUAAGCCAUCGGCUGCACCUGUCGCCAAGAAGCCGGCUGCACCACCGGUGGCAGACAAAGAGAAUGCACCACCGAGGGCCGCAUCAUCUCCGGCUCCAACAAGAGCUGCACCUCCUGCCAGACUCAUGGCAAAGCGGCCGGCACCCGCAUCAGCAAGCGCUGGCCCGUCCAAGCCCGCUGCCGCCACUGCCCCGUUCCGGCCGAUUGGGGCCAAAGGGGCGGGAGGGGCAAAGGCGCCCUCGGCAACGGAGCCUGUAAAGUAUCGCUUCCACCAGGAAGACGCCGAGGCAAAGGCAGCCGACUUGAUCCCCGAAGCUAUUGCGACGCAAUUGGCCAGCGGUGUCUGGAAGGAGCGUCUGACAGGCAUGCAAGAACUCAACCAGUGGCUUAAGGUUGAAGCCGCCGAAGUGGAGAGCGAAAUCAUCAUUCGAUCCCUCUCGAAGAAGCCAGGGUGGAAAGAGAGCAACUUUCAGGUCAUGGCUGAGGUGUACUCAGCGAUGCGCCUCUUGGCCGACGACAGUCCAUCGUUUGCGAGAGCGUCGGCAUCGCUGUCCAUGGCACCACUCUGUGAAAAGCUGGGCGACAUGAAGCUCAAGGGCUCCGCUGGCGAGACAUUGACGCUAUUUGCAGAAAAGACGUCUUUCGGUUUCGUCUUGGCCCAAGCUCUUUCACCGCUCAGCAAUGUCAAAGCACCCAAGGCCAUCGCCGACUCGCUGCUUUGGGUCAACCAGGCAAUCCUCGACUUCGGCACGCAAGGUGUCGAUGUGCGAGGCGUCAUUGAGUACCUCUUGACUUGCCUGAAAUCGGCGAAUGCUGCGGUCCGAACCAAUGCGACGACGGUCAUUGGGACAUUGGCCAGGUUCUUGGGCACUGCCUUGACGACGUUCCUGGGAGAUCUCAACCCUCAGCUGCGAUCGACGAUCGAGGCCGAGAUCGAAAAGGCGACGAGCAACCCACCGCCUGCGCCGACACGAUUUAGCGGCGAGAGCAGGCCCUCAGCCUCUGCAGGUGCGGAAUCGAACGGCAACGGGACUGGGCCAGCUGGUGCGCCCGAGGUGGACGAGGAUGCGCUCGACGCCCUCAUCCCGAGAGUCGACUUGGACAAGCUCGUGGCUGCUUCUUCAAUUGCCAAGAUUGGCGAUGCCAAUUGGAAGGAGAGGAAGGAGGGCCUCGAGGAAGUCAUCGCGAUCCUCGAUGCCAACACGCGGCUCAAGAGCAACAUGAACGAGCUAGGCACCGCCCUCAAGAUGCGAUAUACAGACAGCAACAUUCAGGUCCGCACCCUUGCUCUCGACGCGCUGGCGAAGAUUGCCACGGCCAUGAACAAGGGCUUCGACCAGCACGUCCGCACAUUUGUUCCAUCCGUCACUCAGGUCCUCGCUGAUGCAAAGGCCCCGAUCCGUGCUGCGGCCUCAAAGACGCUGACAGCAAUGGCGGAGCAGGUGGGCGUUGGGAACAUGAUCGCCGGCUUUGGCACCGUGCUCGACAGCAAGGCGGCCAACCCAAUGCUGAAGCAGGACCUCUUCACUUGGCUUGGCGAGUGGUUCGAGGCGCACCCUCCAGAGAAGGGCAUGGACCUGACUCCUCUGGCACUCCCGGUCGUGGUCACGCUGGACGAUAAGCUGGCAGCGGUCCGAAAGGCGGCACAGUCGGUCCUUCCCUUUAUCAUCAUGCGUGCUGGUUACAAGUUCGUCAUGGAGCAGACCAAUGGGCUCAAAACCGCCUCGAGAAACACCGUCAUCCCUCUCAUUGACGCUGCAAAAUCUCAAGCAGCUGCCAAGGCCCCAAAGGCUGUUCCUGUCGCCUCUGCUGCUGCCGCUCCUGCGUCUACCCGUCCAAGUGCUUCCAAGAUGCCACCGCCGCCUCCUGUCGAGAGCCUUCCGCCCUUGCCGGCCGCUGCCAAGUCCGCAGCAGGUGCUGUCCCUCGUUCGUCCGUCAAACCUCCCACGGCGGUUGGUCGCUCCUUGAAAGCCCCCAGCACAGCAUCGAGGCCGCAGUCCGUCUUGACCAGUCGCAGUAGCGACGACAACGAAGCACCGUCACCUAGAUCUGCGACAAGGGCCAAAUUCGGGGCGCCUGCCAAGAAACCAGCAUUCUCCUCGUCUACUGCCCAAGUUGCUCCGGACCGUUCAGUCCCACUGAUCACGGCCGACGGGAAGUUCAAGGCGAUUCGAGAGAAGAAAGAGGGACGAGCAGCGCAUUGGAUCGGACCGGAGGGAACACCGAGGCCGGAGUUGGUCGAGGUGCUUCGGCAGCAGUGCGAGCACCAUCUGAGCGUCGAUAUCAUCGAUCAGAUGUUCAGCAAGGAUCACAACGCCGAACGCGAUUUCUCCGCAGCGCUGACGUUGCUUUCCGACCUUAUCUCAAGCCCAACGUUUGCUGAAGAGCAAUUUGGCCUUUCGCAUCAAGAGACUCUGGAGAGAGCCGUCGCCAACUCGGAUUUGAUCUUCAAGUACAUUGCGAUCCGGUUGACAGACAACAAUACGAGCAUCUCGCUCAAAUGCCUCGAUGUCCUGGAUCACCUCGUCAAUCUGCUUCGAGGCGAGCGGUAUCAUCUCCUCGACUAUGAGGCAAACAGUCUGCUGCCUUGCCUCAUUGCCAAGUUCGGCGACCCCAAGGUAGCAUUUCGCGAUCGGAUCAGGGACAUCUUCCGACGGAUGGCCUUCAUCUACCCGCCAAGCAAGCUUCUCACCUUCUACGUCGACGUCGGGCUGCCUUCGAAGAAUGCGCGGGUCAGGACCGAAUGUCUGGGCGAGUUGGGCCACCUCAUCGCAAAGAACGGCCUACAGGUCUGUUCACCGGCAAAGACAUUGCCUAUUGUCGCGAAACAGAUUGCCGAUAGAGACAAUGGCGUUAGGACAGCGGCGCUCAUGGCGCUAGGUGAAGGAUACAAGAUCAUUGGCGAAGAUAUCUAUAAGUACGUUGGCAGUCUUCCGCCAAAAGACUUGUCGCUCCUGCAGGAGAGGCUUAAGCGGACAGAGGCGCCCACCUCCAAGGCCCCCGUUGCAGCACCUCCGACUCCAACAGCAGGUGCCGGUCCGAGAGCAAGCAUCGCCGGAGCGAGCAAGAUUGCAGCGGCAUCAUCGCGAAUUGCACGGCCACCGUCUGGAAUCCCCGGAGCAGCUGGAGGACCGGCGAAGAGCCGGCUGCCCGGCCCCGCUUCCGGCAUCGCGCGGCCUGCGUCUUUGGCCCACCGAAGCGUGCCCAGCUCCGAGGGGACAGAUGAUCGACCAGCAUCGCCUUCUGCGAGGCUUCCACGAGGUAUUCCAAGACCGUCUACAAAUGGUGCCAGCGCACGCAGCUCGGCUAGCAUUCAUGAGGACGAAGAGGAGCUUGAAGCUGCCCCGCCCUCUUCGUACGAUGCGAAGACGUCGGCUAGCAGCGAAGAUGACGUGGCCGUUGAACAGGCGAUCAAUGAGAUCCUGAGUAGCGACUGCGACCGCAGUGUUAUGGCUCUCAAGCAUGUCGAACAGGAGAUUCAGGCAGUGGCGCCAGCCUUGAUUCGCCAUGCGGACCAAUUGGCUAUUGUGUUCGGAAAGCAGCUCCACAGGGCUUUCACGUCGGAGCAGAGCGCUCCAGGUGACCGCCUCAAGAAGCACCUCCUCGUCACGGGCACUUCUAUUUUUGACAACACACGGCUGUGGGACGACCCCAAAUCACGAUCGGCAGAAGAUCAAGGCAAGACGCUCGGCAGCUUCGUUUCGAGGCCCGCCCUCGUUUCACUGCUGACGGAGCUUCUCCAGAGGCUGAUCGAGACAUCUGGCGCUACCGACGAAGAGACGCAGACCUACGGACGAUACUUGAACAUUAUCGUGCUGAGGAGCUUCUCGUCGUGCAACCUCAAUGUCCUGUUUGGCGCGUGCCUCACGAUGCUGACGGAAGCCACCGAAGACAUGGACCAACUGCAAGACGCGAUGCUCAAGAAGCGAUCCAAGUUCGCCGAGCUCAUCACAAAGUGCUUGUGGAAGAUCACGAGGAAGCUGCCAACUUCGUUGCAGGAGGAAUUGCUGGAGCCCCAGCAGCUGCUCGUCGAUGUCGAAAACUUCCUGCAGGCCACGCCGCCAAAGGAGUGGAAGAGGCGCGCGAGCGAGGACGUACCGCUAGGAGAGAUGCCUCUGAGGACUAUCAAGGUAAUUUUGACGCACCUCGGAAGCAUAUAUGGGGAAGAAGCGCUCGGCAUGCUCGACGGCUUGCAGGACCCUGAGCAGUCUCACGUAUAUGCGUAUCUGCUGAGGAUCAUUGAUCGAGGACAGGGUUCCGGGCUGGGCGUCGAUGAGGACGAAAUCUCGACGGCGGGCGGCGGUGAAGGAGCUCGGUCUGGAGGUAGCGAGCACACCGGGUCGUCUCUCUCGCAUGUCUCGAGGAGAUCAGCAGCCUCGCCACCAAUGUCGCCAUCGAAGCUUCACCUCGGCGCGCCCCAGUCACCAUUUGUGUCUGCGCGGGCACAAUCCUCGGCAGUGAUGUCGCCCUCGAUGGUCUCGUCGCCUUCGGGCGACUCCAUCUCUGCAGGUGGCGCAGAGUCUGGCGUCAAUGCUGAGCUGCGCGCCAUCUUUGACCGCAUCGCCAGCAAGUCAGAGAGCCGAGCGGCCAUCAAGGAUCUGUAUCUUUUCCAGCGCCGGUACCCGCACAAGGAAGCUUCGAUUCAGCGGUCGCUAGAAAAGACGGGCCCCAUCUUCCAGAAAUUCAUCAAGCGUGCCUUGGCCAACCACGCAGCGGAGGACGAAGACAACAGCCUCGUCAGUACGCCCCAGGCCAGAACGCUCAGCAUGAUAAGUGGACACGGUGGCCCGAGCGAGGUUGGCAGCCCAGGCUCGCUCUCGGCAAGGUCAAGCAUGGCCUUUUCUGCUGCUCCUGAGGCGCAGCAGCAGGGCCAGACGGGUCAGCGAACCUCUUUCAGGUCCUCCAUUGGAGGUGGAGAGGGCGGCACGACUGCGCCAAACAGCCCUAGCUCGCAAAGAAGUAGCGUCACAGACGAUCGGCUUGCACAACUUAGGGCCAAAUUCUCUAGAACGCCGUCUUCGUCGUCGACUGGACCUGUAGACAGCUCGUCCGCAGCACCAAUGUCUCCUCCAGCUCCUUCGCACAGCUCUGCAAACCGGACGAUCCCCAGACCCGUCUCGAGGAUCCCAGGUGCCUCCAACUCGAGUGCUUCGAGCCAGGCCUCGGCCGCCGCAAGGUCGAAGUUGAUGGCGCUUCGCAAUGGCGACGCCCCUUCAGCUUAACCGUAUCACACCUCAUUUCUAUUCUUUUUCUUCUUGUAAAACAGAUGGGCACACGUUCCUCCCCUUCUCACAGGAGGGUUGUUCAAUAUCAAAGGAUACCGCUUUAUUA
This is a messenger RNA of Acaromyces ingoldii, 7310 nucleotides long. Its product is annotated as ARM repeat-containing protein. Gene Ontology annotation, molecular function: microtubule plus end polymerase activity; microtubule plus-end binding. Lineage: Eukaryota; Fungi; Basidiomycota; Exobasidiomycetes; Exobasidiales; Cryptobasidiaceae. The transcript is spliced from 2 exons. Bases 302 to 7201 code for a protein of 2299 amino acids. Gene Ontology annotation, cellular component: microtubule plus-end; spindle pole; centrosome. The record is from RefSeq and is a predicted model, not a curated record. Gene Ontology annotation, biological process: mitotic spindle organization; establishment or maintenance of microtubule cytoskeleton polarity; microtubule polymerization.